AUGGAAAAUAAAGAUAACGGAGCUUUCCAUGAUGAAAGAUUAACUGGCCAACGAGAGAAUGGAAAACCAGUUUAUUCCAAUGGCUAUGGGGCACUGAAAGUCCAAGAUCUGUUAAAAACUUCUCGAAGGAAUAACAAGUUGAUGCCCGAUGCGCCUGCUAGUGAGAAGCAAGAAGAAAUUGAACCGAACCACCAUCCUAGGGUACAACAGCAAGGGCAGGGGUAUGCCCGAGAUAAUCAAGCUCUUUACUCAGAUCAAAAUAUUGAUGUAACAAAUACUCGAAGGAAUUAUCGCACUGAAUCUCCGGGUGCAAUUUCUAGAGGCCCACCAAGAGAACGCAACAAUGACUACAGAGGGUAUAGGAGAGAUGGAGAGAGAGGAGCUAAAGAUUUUUCACAGAAUUAUAAUGAUACCGGAUUCUCCAGAAAUUUCUCCAGAGAUAGGGGGUAUAAUGACUACUCUCGUGGACGAGGCAAUCAGCGCCACGAGAGAAGGUCCUACAGAGAUUAUGCACCAGAAGAAGUGCAGGAUAGUUAUCAUAGUUAUAGACCACACAAUGGAAUGGUGAGUGCAAGGGAAAGAGAAAGAUCUUCUGAUUAUCAGCCACAGCAGUUUGAAAGAAAUGGACCCUCAAAACAAAGAUUAAGAAAUACAUCAGAGUACCCUAAUGACAGAUAUACAAGCUCCCAGGAACACGCCCCAAGGAGUCACUCCAGACAAAAUCAAUCUAGAAAAGUAGAUCUUACGAAUGUGCUACCCUUGAAUGAGGUCAAAAGGGAUAUUAGUUUUUGGGACGUCAAACCCAGGGGAUAUGAAAAAGUUCAAGCUUCCAGAGCCAAACUAUCGGGUCUAUUUUCUUUACCUAGCGCUCAGAGCGAUGGAUCAAAACCGCUUCCUCCAGCCCCUACCGAAAAACCCGAAAUGGCUGAUGUUCUCUUUGAUACUGCCAGUUUGAGCCCAACACUCUCUACGCUUAGCAAAAAACUUGUGGUCACAAAUUUUGACGGUGUUGAGCCUGAACAGAUCGUUAACUAUUUGAAUGAGUACACUUCUCAGCUGAGCAGCUGCAACGCCAGCAAACCAGUCGUUGCCUUUAACGUCGUAGACGACAAGUCCAAAAUAAUACUUGAGCUAGAUAGUUCCCAAACCACCACACUAAUCUAUUGUAUGAACGGCAUGAACAUUGAAGAACUGAAUUUAAAGUUGGAUUUAUUGCGUCCAGAGGCAUAUAUUGUUGGAAAUACGGAAGAAAAAACUAGCUCUACCGACGAAGUAUCUGACGUUGUUAUUGAUAGCAAAAACAAACUAGCACUGGCCAGUAUUCCGAUCGGGACUGAGAGAUCAUCAUUGGUAAAUUAUCUGUCAAAAUUUGGAACAGUCACAGGCUUGGAAUUACCAAAAUUGAAGGAAUCUGGUGAAUCGCAAUCCUUUGCAUUCUGCGAGUUCAAAAACUCGGAUCGAUCAACAGUGGUUGAGGCUAUCGAAAGCUCAAAAAAUGAACAAUUUGACUUGCGUUGCUUCCCUGCCUGCGAUGGGCUACAGCAGGAGUACGAAGUGAAAUUUCAAAAUCUUGAGAAGGCCAGCAAAGGAGAAAAUUUCCUUCGAACUAAGGAAACUAAAAUUGUCCAGCUUCUAAACAUUUUCGAACCAGUUAUUUCUGAGUUUGAGGAAUUUGGACGGAGCAUAGGAAAUUUUGACCGAGUGUUCAUACCUAAUACAGAGAAACAAGCUGAUGAUUGGAAAUGUGAGAAGCUCUAUAUGGUAUUUCACCAUGUUGAUGAUGCUCGUAAGGCCAUCGAUCAGUUGGCUGGAAAAUUAUAUAAUGACAGAACUGUGUUGGCAACAUUCACAAAUGAAAAGGAUUUUGCAAAUGGGAUAUAUUAA
Messenger RNA from Komagataella phaffii GS115, 1884 nucleotides. RefSeq lists its product as hypothetical. The transcript has a single exon. Gene Ontology annotation, molecular function: pre-mRNA 3'-splice site binding; poly-pyrimidine tract binding. Gene Ontology annotation, cellular component: U2AF complex; nuclear speck; U2-type prespliceosome. The record is from RefSeq and is a predicted model, not a curated record. NCBI's taxonomy places the organism in Eukaryota, Fungi, Ascomycota, Pichiomycetes, Pichiales, Pichiaceae. The coding region runs from base 1 to 1884 and encodes 627 amino acids.